Molecule: messenger RNA, 321 nt
Organism: Rotaria socialis
Lineage: Eukaryota; Metazoa; Rotifera; Eurotatoria; Philodinida; Philodinidae
Source: the annotation of a GenBank genome assembly
AUGCCAGAUUCGAGUUCCCCGAUCUUGACAACCUAUGGUCAAACUUUACCGAAAUUAAUUCUUUCUCAAAAAAAUAUCUUGACCAAAAAAGCAUCCGGACCUAACACUACCUUACAUAUGUAUUUAUUAAAUCCUCCAAUAUGGUAUUUAAAAUCGACAAUAAAUAAUUUAAAAGUUCUUCAUCAAGCAACACAUAUGCGUGAUCAACAGAAACUCCGUGAACAACCUCCCACAAGUUCCGAUGAUCAAGAUGUUUAUAGUUGUUGGAUAGAUUAUUUUAGUGAUGCCAUUAAUUCAAAUUCAACACAAACCGAAGAAUAA